AUGGCGGGCGCAGGCCCAGCGCGCCGACUGCGGGGUCAGGGGCGAAGGGGCAGGCGGAGGGCAGCGCGCGGGGAGCCGGCGCGGCGGCUCGGGUUACCGCGGCCCGACCCUGCCACCCGCAGCUCCGGCGCGGGGGCUGGGGCGGACUCCGGCCGUACCCCGCUGUUUGCAUUUCUCUGGCAGGCGGCGGAGCUUGGGUUGAAAGGAAUCGCCUUCAUUUGGAACGUUGUUUAUUUUUCUUAACUAGCCAGCGCCGACGGACGACCCCGCGAGCACGGAGGCCGGACCCGGCCGAUCCAGCGCUAGAAAGGGGUCAGGACUGGGGGCGGCCAGGCGAGGUGGUGCUGCGAGCGCCCGCACUGGGAAUGUGCCCCGGUGCCCCAGCGGCCGGGAUGGGGGAAGGGUCGUGGCGGGCCCAAGGACUUUCUACCACGUAGGAAAACAGACUUUCUCCUGCCAGAGUUAUCAUACCUUAGCUUUGACCUUGCCUGAGCCGGGGCAGCGAAGCGGUUAAGCUCUUUGGGUUUGGUGUUUGGUCGCCUUGGGUUUCAGUUUCUCCUCCUCGGUUUUUAGCUCCACGACCUUGGUCAAGUCACCUUUGUGACUCAGUUUCCUCGACUCUCAAAUGGGUAUAGUAUAGUGCUUUGCUCCUUGAGUUGCUGUCAGGAUUAGAUGAGACAAUGCACCCUAGCGCAGGAGAUGGAACUUGCCAAGUGCUUAGGAGACGUCAAUUCAUUUUGUGGGGGCUGUGGCGCAGGGUAGGUG
This is a messenger RNA of Didymodactylos carnosus, 765 nucleotides long. Lineage: Eukaryota; Metazoa; Rotifera; Eurotatoria; Philodinida; Philodinidae. The record is from the annotation of a GenBank genome assembly.